This is a messenger RNA of Eptesicus fuscus (big brown bat), 5399 nucleotides long. It is a transcript of the gene COL18A1, whose product is annotated as collagen type XVIII alpha 1 chain. Gene Ontology annotation, molecular function: protein binding. The transcript has 41 exons. Gene Ontology annotation, cellular component: basement membrane. Bases 1 to 5190 code for a protein of 1729 amino acids. NCBI's taxonomy places the organism in Eukaryota, Metazoa, Chordata, Mammalia, Chiroptera, Vespertilionidae. The record is from RefSeq and is a predicted model, not a curated record.
AUGGCUCCCAACCCCAGCGGCCGCCUGGGCCUGCCCCUGCUGCUGCUGCUGCUGCUGCUCACCUGCUGCCUCGCCGCCGGCCCGGUGGAGCUGCUGGAAUGGCUGUGGUCCACUAACACGGAUCAGCCCAUCACCUCCCCCGUCUCCGCGGCCCCAGGCGGCCCACCUGUGCAGCCCACAGAGGAGACCACCACCCAGGUAGCCCCUCAGGAUGGCCCCACCGAGCAGGGGACAGCGCCCGCCAGCCCCGAGCUGCCCCUGGAGAGUCUGGAGGCCGGCCAGGGAGAGGCCUCCACUGCCCGUCCCCCCUCCCUGGCAAGCCCGGACACGAAGGGGGAGAAUAUUACUGGCGUCGGAGCCAUGAUCCUGAACGUGGCUAUGGGUAUCCGGAGCUUCAUCCAGCUGUGGGGUAAUAUCACCUCCGCCGAGAACGCUACCGGAAUGGAGAUGCCAACGCUUGCGACCCCGACGGGCCCCCUCACCUUCCCAGGGCCCUCCAGUGCCCCCCAGGAGAAUGGGACCACUCCCUGGCCGACCAGUGGGGCCCUGAGCUCUCCGGACACGAAGAGGACUGAGGCUGGCAGCCUGCCAGUGCCCACCCAGCCACUGCCCUCCCCGGACAGGCCCCGGGCACUGCUCAGGGAGCCCUCGGUGCCACAGAAGUCCCCAGGUAGAGCUGUCUCCUCCAUGCGGGGCGGGGCCCCUCCCUGGGGAAGCCAGCAGUCCCCAGCUUGGCCCCCGGAUCUGGAUGGCAAAGGACUCUUGCCCGGCAUCCUCGAGCGCACGCCGCUUCUGCUUCCCCUGGUGAUGGGCUCCCUGGGCGCGCACGCUGCCCCCUCGGCUGCCUCCUCUGACUCCCUCCCCGCCAAUCUGUCUCAGACCUCACUCUCAGCUUCAGCUGGGGACCGUGGUGCUUGGGUUCCUCACGGGGCUAAUUCUGUGGGGCCUGGUCUUGCUGAUAACGUCGCACUGCUCAGGUCCCCCCGGCCGAGCCCCACGGUGCAGCCUGUCCGCCACGUCGCCGGCCGCUGCCUGCCCCUGCCGCCCUCCCUGCCCGUCUGCGGCAGCCUGGGCAUCGGGCGCUCCUGGCUGCCCAACCACCUCCACCACUCGAGUGGAGAGGAGGUCCUGGCGGCUGCCCGGGCCUGGGGCGGGCUUCUCCGGACCCACUGCCACCGCUUCCUCGCCUGGUUCUUCUGCCUGCUGCUGGCCCCACCCUGCGGCGCUGGCCCCUCGCCCUCCCCGCCACCCUGCCGCCAGUUCUGCGAGGCCCUGGAGGACGCGUGCUGGAGCCACUUGGACGGGGGCAGGCUGCCAGUCGCCUGCGCCUCGCUCCCGGCCUGGGAGGACGGGCACUGUGUGUCCAUUGGGCCGGCUGCAGAGAGAGUGGUCACAGAGGUGGGGCUCCUCCAGCUGCUCGGGGAUCCCCCGCCCCAGCAGGUCACCCGGAUUGAUGACCCCGACGUGGGACCAGCCUACGUCUUCGGUCCAGACGCCAACAGCGGCCAGGUGGCCCGGUACCACUUCCCCAGCCCGUUCUUCCGUGACUUCUCGCUGUUCUUCCACGUGCAGCCGGCCACCGAGGCCCCGGGGGUGCUGUUCGCCAUCACGGAUGCAGCCCAGGCAGUGGUCUCCGUGGGCGUGAAGCUGUCGGGCGUGAGUGACGGCCAACAGCACAUCCAGCUUCUGUACACCGAGCCGGGCGCGGCCCGGACACGCACGGCUGCCAGCUUUGCCCUGCCCGCCUUCACCGGCCAGUGGACGCGCUUUGCCCUCAGUGUGGACGGUGACUCCGUGACGCUCUUUGUGGACUGCGAGAAGAUCCAGGGGGUGUCCUUGGCGCGGUCCCCACGCGGCCUGGAGCUGGAGCCCGGCUCCGGCUUCUUCGUGGCUCAGGCCGGAGAAGCGGACCCCGACAAGUUCCAGGGGAUGAUCGCGGAGCUGAGGGUGCGCAGUGACCCCCAGGUGAGCCCCAUGCACUGCCUGGAGGACGAUGACGACGAUGAUGAUGACGGGGCGUCAGGGGACUUCGGAAGUGGGCUGGCGGAGAACCCGGAGCUUCUCAAGAAGGAAGAGGGAGCACCCCUAAAACCCAGCCCCCCCGAGGCUCCCCCGGUCACUUCUCCUCCCUUGGCUGGAGGCAGCCACUCAGAAGAUUCCAGAACAGAAGAAAUCGAGGAACAAACCACUGUGUCUAUAUUGGGAGCUCAGACCCUUCCUGGCUCAAGUACAGUCAUCACCUGGGACAGAAGCGAUGUCCUGGAAGAGGGUCUCGCAGGCUCAGUGGUGCAGAGCCCCCAUGCACGGGCUGUCCCUGGGCCGCAGGGGCCCCCUGGACCCGCGGGGCCACCAGGGAAGGAUGGCGCCCCUGGAAGGGACGGUGAGCCAGGCGACCCUGGGGAGGACGGAAGACCCGGUGACAUAGGCCCGCAGGGCUUCCCGGGAACCCCAGGAGACGUGGGCCCCAAGGGUGAGAAGGGGGAUCCUGGGGUUGGGCCAAGAGGACCCCCAGGACCCCAAGGACCUCCGGGGCCACCAGGACCCUCCUUCCGACACGACAAGCUGACCUUCAUUGACAUGGAGGGGUCCGGGUUCAGCGGUGACCUGGAGAGCCUUCGGGGCCCGAGAGGUUUCCCUGGCCCCCCUGGGCCCCCCGGCGUCCCAGGCCUUCCCGGAGAGCCAGGCCGAUUCGGGGUGAACAGCUCCGUCAUCCCAGGACCCGCAGGCCUUCCUGGUGUGCCUGGGCGGGAUGGACACCCUGGGAUCCCCGGCCCCCCAGGACCUCCGGGAGCCCCAGGAAAAGACGGGCGCCCAGGAGAGGCCGGCCAGAAAGGCAGCCUCGGCAAAGUGGGCACCCCAGGACCUAAGGGGAGCAAGGGAGACCCCGGUCCCAUGGGUGCUCCUGGAGAGAACGGCUUGGCAGGAGCCCCCGGACCAGCAGGACCACCAGGACCUCCAGGGCCCCCCGGGCCUCCAGGACCAGGACUUCCCCCAGGGUUUGAUGACAUGGAAGGCUCCGGGGGACCCUUCUGGUUGACAGCCCGAGGCGCUGAUGGGCUGCAGGGAGCGCCCGGCAAGCCUGGAGCCAAGGGGGAUCCUGGAAUAGCUGGCCCACCAGGGUCCAAGGGAGAAGUCGGUGCAGAUGGACCCCCUGGGUUUCCUGGCCUUCCCGGCAAAGAGGGCGUAGCUGGAGCCCAGGGACCAAAAGGAGAAAAAGGAACUCAGGGAGAGAAAGGUGACCCAGGGAAGGACGGAGUGGGGCAGCCAGGGCCCCCCGGGCCCCCCGGACUCCCGGGGCCCGUCGUCUACGUGUCGGAGGAGCAGGACAGAGCAGUGUCCGUGACCCAUGGAGUCAAGGGCCAGCCGGGGUACGCAGGCCUCCCCGGACCAGCUGGGCCGAAGGGAGACAUGGGCUUCAGAGGCCAGCAGGGCCCCCCGGGACCCAAGGGUGAGAAGGGUGAGCCCGGCAUGGUCUUCAGUCCCGACGGCAGAGUGCUGCCCCCUGCCCAGAAAGGAGCCAAGGGGGAGCCCGGCUUCCGAGGACCUCCGGGUCCGUAUGGACGGCCUGGGCACAAAGGAGAGAUUGGCUUCCCUGGGCGACCGGGUCGUCCUGGGAUGAAUGGAUUCAAAGGAGAGAAAGGGGAGCCAGGAGACACCAGCGUCGGGUUUGGUGCACAGGGCCCACCUGGCCUCCCUGGGCCUCCAGGACCUCCCGGGCCGCCAGGCCUUCCCGGCACCCCUGUCUAUGACAGCAACGCAUUUGUGGAGUCCGGCCCCGCGGGACCUCCCGGUUUGCCAGGGCACCAGGGGCCUUCUGGACCAAAGGGGGACAAAGGAGAAGUGGGCCCGCCCGGACCACCAGGGCAGUUCCCGUUCGACUUCCUCCAGCUAGAAGCUGAACUGAAGGGGGAGAAGGGUGACCGAGGGGACACCGGGCAGAAAGGAGAAAGGGGGGAGCCCGGGGGUGGCGGAUUCUUCGGCUCUGGUGUGCCUGGACCCCCCGGCCCGCCAGGCUACCCCGGCAUUCCGGGUCCUAAAGGAGAGAGCAUCAGGGGCCAGCCCGGCCCCCCUGGACCUCAGGGGCCCCCUGGCAUUGGCUAUGAAGGGCGCCAGGGGCCUCCGGGACCGCCUGGCCCCCCAGGGCCCCCAGGGCCGCCUUCCUUUCCUGGCCCCUACAGGCAGACUAUCAGCGUUCCUGGCCCUCCAGGCCCCCCUGGGCCCCCAGGCCCCCCUGGAACCCUGGGCACCUCCUCAGGGGUGAGGAUCUGGCCCACGUACCAGACCAUGCUGGACAAGGUGCCCGAGGUGCCCGAGGGCUGGCUCAUCUUCGUGGCUGACAGGGAGGAGCUGUACGUCCGCGUCCGAAAUGGGUUCCGGAAGGUCCUGCUGGAGGCCCGGACGCCACUCCCGCGUGGGACGGACAACGAAGUGGCCGCCUUGCAGCCCCCCCUGGUGCAGCUGCACGAGGGAAACCCGCACCCCCGGUGGGAACUGCCCCCCUCCACCGCACGACCCUGGCGGGCAGAUGACAUCCUGGUCAGGCCCCCACGCCUGCUGGACCCCCAGCCCUACCCUGGAGUGCCGCAUCACGGCUCCUACGUGCACUCCCGGCCAGCCCACCCCACUGGCGCUCCCGCCCACACCCACCAGGACUUCCAGCCGGUGCUGCACCUGGUCGCACUCAACGGGCCACAGCCUGGCGGCCUGCGUGGCAUCCGUGGCGCCGACCUCCAGUGCUUUCAGCAGGCGCGUGCGGCGGGGCUGGCGGGCACCUUCCGUGCCUUCCUGUCGUCGCGCCUACAGGACCUCUACAGCAUUGUGCGUCGUGCCGACCGUGCCACCGUGCCCAUCGUCAACCUCAGGGACGAGGAGCUGUUUCCCAACUGGGAGGCCUUGUUCUCGGGCUCCCAGGGCCAGCUGAAGCCGGGGGCCCGCAUCUUCUCCUUUGACGGCAGAGACGUGCUGCAGCACCCCGCCUGGCCACAGAAGAGUGUGUGGCACGGCUCAGACCCCAGCGGGCGCCGGCUGACCGAGAGCUACUGUGAGACGUGGCGGACUGAGGCCGCAACAGCCACGGGCCAGGCCUCCUCGUUGCUGACGGGCAGGCUGUUGGAACAGAAAGCCGUGAGCUGCCACAACGCCUUCAUCGUCCUCUGCAUUGAGAACAGCUUCAUGACCUCCUCCAAGUAGGGCUUCUGCCAGCUCACGUGGUGUAUGGACCGACGGCCAGAGAGGAGGCCAAGCGGCAGGGCGAGCGGAGAGGCCCCAGUGCCGGGCAGGGAGCGGCAGCCAGCACUCCAGACAGGGGACCUGGCUGGGACACAUUCCUGUGUGGUUCACAUUUCAUGUAAUCCUCCAGAAAUAAAAGAAAGCCAAAGAGUGUAUUUUUUAAAAAGUUU